UAGGGUUUAUUGCAAUUCCCGCAUAAGAAACCAGUUUUUGCUCGUUUGGCCUAAUAAGAUCCGGUAGUAUUGAAAUUAUUUGCAGUCUUCUUUCCAGGGAGAAUAAAAAAUGUUGGGGUUGAAGGGACAUCAGUAUUAUGCGACAUCUCUGGUGAAGGGGGUGGCUGGGAUGUUGAAGAAUUUGCAUGAAUUGCAAAAGGGGAAUGAACAUUAUUUGAUGAGAUUACAGACAAUGAAACUAUACACAUACCAUCAGACAGGAAAGUUCGCUAUGAUCACUCCCACUCGUGUUCCUGAAGGAACUCAUAAAUAUCCUUUAAUGCUUGGAUCAGUUUUGAAAUUCAAAGAGUCUCUGUAUGAAAGUUCCAAUUAUAGAACUUCAUUCAGGAUGAGACAAUCUUGGAAUUCAUGUAAAGUAGCUGGAUUUAGUACUCAGAGGUCAGAUACUAUUAAAGGGUCUCAGAAGUUAUCAGCAGGCCAAGCUGGCAGUAAUAAAUCACAAGCUACACUCCUAUAUCUUCUUGCACUGGUUGUGGCAAUGGUGGGUUCCACUUACGCUGCAGUUCCUCUGUAUCGGAAGUUUUGCCAAGCUACGGGAUAUGGUGGCACCAUUCAGAGGCGUGAGACUGUUGAGGAAAAAAUUGCGCGGCAUGUGGAAGGAGGCACCAAAACAUCACGGGAACUGGUGAUUCAAUUCAAUGCUGAUGUAGCUGAUGGUAUGCCAUGGAAGUUUAUACCUUCUCAGAGAGAGGUGAGGGUGAAACCUGGAGAGAGUGCUCUUGCCUUUUAUACUGCUGAGAAUUUUAGUCCAAAAGCCAUAACAGGAGUCUCAACAUACAAUAUCACUCCAAUGAAGGCUGCUGUUUACUUCAAUAAAAUUCAAUGCUUCUGUUUUGAAGAGCAGCGUCUACUUCCUGGCGAGAAGAUUGACAUGCCGGUUUUCUUUUAUGUUGACCCAGAGUUCGAGUCAGAUCCCAAAAUGAAUGGCAUAAAUAAUAUGAUCUUAUCAUAUACUUUCUUCAAAGUAGAAGAUGAGGAAGUGUAGAUCACAAUUUUAGAUGCAUGGAACUUGGUAUCAGCUACAAUAAGCAGCGGAGCAAACUUUCAAUGGUUGGUGAGGAAGGCUGGCCAGGGAUCAAUAAUUCCUGGUCUCUACCUAAUAUGUAUGCGAUGCAGACAAUUAUUUAUUUUCACGUCUGUUCGAAGUUGAGGCAGAAUAAGUUUUCUCAAGUUUUGUACAGAACAUACUAAAUUGAUUAUUGAUCAAUUUUAAAUAAGUCUUGGUUGCUGGUUCGUUGAAACAUCAAGGAAAACAUGAGACUUCAUUGAUUAUCUUAAUAUUUUUAGAAAUCUUCUCUCUAGGAGUUAAAACAUGUGAAUGGAGGCAUACGUAUUUUGUAGACAAUCUCGCGGCCACCUAUUCAUAAGAAAAUCAGAGGCUCAGUGCCUCUAUUUUUGUAUUAACCGAAGUGAAAUUGGAUAUGUGGAAUGCCAGUUCCUCAAGUUCUAUCUGGAUCGACCCUUGACAAUCAAUUUUAGACAUAGUACAUAUACAUUUUUAGAA
Cryptomeria japonica (Japanese cedar) is the source of this 1564-nucleotide messenger RNA. Its product is annotated as cytochrome c oxidase assembly protein COX11, mitochondrial. The record is from RefSeq and is a predicted model, not a curated record. Gene Ontology annotation, cellular component: mitochondrial inner membrane. NCBI's taxonomy places the organism in Eukaryota, Viridiplantae, Streptophyta, Pinopsida, Cupressales, Cupressaceae. Bases 110 to 1045 code for a protein of 311 amino acids. Gene Ontology annotation, molecular function: copper ion binding. The transcript is spliced from 7 exons.